Messenger RNA from Melospiza georgiana, 1548 nucleotides. RefSeq names its product centromere protein H (gene CENPH). Gene Ontology annotation, cellular component: kinetochore; nucleus. The transcript is spliced from 9 exons. Lineage: Eukaryota; Metazoa; Chordata; Aves; Passeriformes; Passerellidae. The record is from RefSeq and is a predicted model, not a curated record. Gene Ontology annotation, molecular function: kinetochore binding. Bases 1 to 786 code for a protein of 261 amino acids. Gene Ontology annotation, biological process: chromosome segregation; kinetochore assembly; mitotic spindle organization.
AUGGCGGCGCUGAGCGGGGACUCGGCCGCGGCCUCGGCCCCGGGCCCGGUCCCCGCCCCGGCUCCGGCUCCGACCCGACAGCUGGAGCCGACUCCGGCCCCGGCGUUGUACCAGGGCAGCGGCGACGGCUCCGGCGACUUGGAUGUCCCCACUCUGGUCCGCUUGAGGGACCAACUGAAGGAGCAGCUCAUAGAGCACAACACGGCUAUUCUUGCCGCAACAUUGUCUUUUGCAGGUCAGGAAAAUUUCCUUGAUCAUGAAAUUGAAGAAAACUUUAGCCAGAGUGCCACACAAAAUUUGAAAAGAGAUCUAGAAAAUGCAAAAGUCUCUUUGCAGAACAGGACGAUGGCCUUGCAAAGGACCCAAAUUGUGGAUGCUCUCAGAAACAAAUUGAAACAAGAUGAUGAGGACUCACGUCUGAUCCUGGAAACAAUGCAACGCAUACUAUUGCUCAGCUGGACAAUAAUUGACUAUCAGCAGCAAGUACAUCAGAAGGAACAGCAGCUGAUUGACAUUAAAACGGACAGACUCUCACUGACAAAAUAUGGAGGAGAGAAACUACAGCAAAUUCGUACCAUGAAGAAAAGACAAAAGAAGAAACAAGCAUAUGUGAAUGUAUGUGAAACAGAGAAGAUGCUUUAUAAAUUAGAAAAAGAAAGAUGGAUUACUACAAUAAUUCAACAUGUGUUCCAGAACAUCAUAAUUGGAAGCAGAAUUAACUGGGCAGAAGAUGAAUCUUUAAAGGCAAUUGUUCUACAGCUUGAAAAAAAUGUAGUGAGUCUGUGAGUCAGGAGAUGUGGUGUUUAUUUUAUACAUUGUGUGCAUUUUAACUAAAUUUGAUAAAUUUUAAUUUUUUAAUUUAAAUUUAAUUUUUGAUCUUAAAUUUUAAAAUUUGACUUUUGUGGAAGAUGUUGUUCUCUCCAGAGAAAUAGACUGUGUCAAAGGGGGUGGUAGAGCUGAUGAAAUGAAACUACCUGAAGAUUCGUUUCUCAGGCUGUCCUGUCUAAGCACUUCUUUUCCUCUGAGAGGCAGCAAGAACACAAGAAAAGUUUCAAGGUUUCAUGUAGAAGUGGACUUAAACUGAGGAUUUGCUGUACCCCUUCCCUGGGGACCAGCAGCCAUAGAGCUCAAGCAGGGUGCACAACCCUGCUCAGUCCCAGUCAAAUGCUCAGUCAGGAAAAUUUAUGGGCAAGUCUGGAGUUGGGACUAUUUUUGGUUUUAAGGCAUUAUGUAUAAUUUUAAACACCAAAAAUUUUUCCUCCUGUUCGCACUGAGUCUUGUCUGCAGAGGUGACUUCAUACUGUUGACUGUGCAGCUAAGCAAUGUUUGAAUUGCAUGUCUUCACUAGAAUUUGCGCUUUUUAAACUUGGUGUUCUUUGUUUGAUGUUUGAAGGAAAUUGACUCUUGGGGCAUAGCACAGUUUAGGAAUGUGUAGUGUCCCUUAUUAUCUUGGUCUGUAGCUUCACUUUUAACUUGGUGAGUGAUCGCCAGCUAUUUUUUGUAGGUGGAUGCCUUUAUCUAAUAAUAAAACACUGAUUUUACUGAAAA